Molecule: messenger RNA, 2895 nt
Organism: Spinacia oleracea (spinach)
Lineage: Eukaryota; Viridiplantae; Streptophyta; Magnoliopsida; Caryophyllales; Amaranthaceae
Product: pentatricopeptide repeat-containing protein At1g33350
Exons: 4
Coding region: 28-1683 (551 amino acids)
Biological process (GO): RNA modification
Molecular function (GO): protein binding; RNA binding
Source: RefSeq, a predicted model, not a curated record
CUCAAUCGUUAUGCAAAGAAGACUACUAUGGUCAGAUUGGUCACCCUCUCAAAUGCCACCAACCUCACAGAAAGCGUGGUAGCCAUACUCGACAACUGCAAAUCUCUCAACCAUCUCAAACAACUCCAAUCCUCUCUCAUAACUCUUGGCCAAUCCCAAGCUCAGUUCUUCGUCUUCAGACUCAUUCGUUUCUGCACCCUUCGUCUUUCCAACCUUCAAUACGCGCGUUUGAUUUUUGAUCAUGUCAAUUCCCCCAAUGUAUAUCUCUGUAGCGCAAUCAUCAACGCUUAUGCUUCUGAAUCCCACCAUGUUGAAGUUCUUACAUUGUAUAAGAACAUGGUUAACAAUGGCCGACGUAGGCCGAACCAUUUCAUUUACCCUAGUGUCCUAAAAUCAAGUUCUGAAGUGUUUGAUUCUUAUGGAACGAAAAUGGUGCAUACCCAGAUUUUUAAAACAGGUUUUGGAUCGAACCCUAUUGUUCAAACUGCUCUUGUGGAUUGUUAUACCAGGUUUUGUUCGGAUGUUGGGACUGCACGUCAACUGUUUGAUGAAAUGUGUGAGAGAAAUGUUGUUUCUUGGACGGCUAUGAUAUCUGGGUAUGCAAGAUUAGGGGAGAUGGGGAAUGCGAUUCUUCUGUUUGAUGAAAUGCCUGAAAGGGAUGUUCCUUCCUGGAAUUCUAUAAUUGCUGGGUGCAACCAGAACGGGUUGUUUCCAGAGGCGAUUUAUUACCUUAGAAGAAUGUUGGGCUCAUUCGGGUUGCAGCUUAGACCAAAUGAAGUUACUUUAGCUUGUGCUCUUUCUGCUUGUGGGCAAACGGGUAUGCUUCAGCUUGGGAGGGAAACCCAUGGAUACAUUCAUAGGAAGGGCAUUGGUUGUGAUUCGUACAUGUUGAAUGCAUUGAUUGAUAUGUAUGGGAAAUGUGGUUGUUUGAAUGAAGCAAGACGAGUUUUUGACUCUACCCUGGAUAAAAGCUUGACAUCUUGGAAUUCUAUGAUCAAUUGUUAUGCACUUCAUGGACAAAGUAGGAAUGCACUUGAUGUUUUUGAUGAAAUGAUGCAAACUGGCAACGAUGUCAAUGUGAGACCUGAUGAAAUCACUUUUAUUGGCUUGUUGAAUGCUUGUACUCAUGGAGGCCUUGUUGAGAAAGGUUAUUACUAUUUUGGGUUAAUGACUGAAUUCUAUGGUAUUGAACCUCAAAUUGAGCACUAUGGUUGUGUAGUAGAUCUUCUUGGUCGAGCAGGUAGAUUUGAAGAAGUUAUGGAUAUUAUCAGUAAAAUGAAGGUUAAAGCUGAUGAGGUUAUCUGGGGUUCCCUGCUUAAUGGGUGUAAAAUUCAUGGCAAUGCACAUUUAGCAGAGUUUGCAAUCAAAAAGUUAAUUGAGAUUGAUCCCAACAAUGGUGGAUACUUGUCAAUGUUAGCCAAUUUAUAUGUGGGGUUGACUAAAUGGGAUGAGGUUCGUGGAGUGAGGAAGAUGUUGAAGGAGAGAGAUGCACAAAAGAUCCCUGGCUGCAGCUGGAUUGAGGUUGACUGCAGAAUCCACCAGUUUCGUUCCGCUGAUAAAACACAUCCCAGAACAGAAGAGAUAUACAACAUAUUGGAAAGUCUUUUUGAUUUUAUUAACCAAGGAUUACUACUAGAUCAUGUUUGUGAUGAAAAUAUUAAUUUGACAUAUCGAUUCUGCUAAAACAAGAUUGCGACAUCUCUCUAUCGGUAAUAUUCAAAGAGGGACAAUGAGAAUAAGUGAAUUGGAUUGAGAUACCUGCAUUGUGAACCAUAUUGACCAUGAUAUGCAACUUGCUAGUGAAAGUAUUGGGCCUUUUAUCCAAUUUUUGUGGAAGUCACUUUUCAUCAGGUGUAUCAGAGGUUCCCACAAGCGUUUGAUUGCUGGUCCUCUGUAUAAUGCUAUGGUCAUCACCCCUGCUAAGGUUAUUAAAGUUCCAGUGGCUUUUGCUAAUCCACGGCGUUUUCUCAAGUUAAGAGUCUCCAGCCUGCGAAUAGUUGAGGAAAUUUCCGCAAAGGAAACUUCUGGAAUUUAAUUUCAAACGUAUAAUUCAAAUGUGCUCACUAUUGAAGAUUUGUCUACCGAAUUAUACAAACCUACAUGAUUCUGCCUACAGAAAUCUCAAGACUAUGGAGAGAUGUCAUCUUACUGCUACGCGAUUGUGUGCUGGAUGGCAAUGGGGCUGUGCGGAACGAUGAUUGUAGGCCGGGCUGGGCUUCGGGCCGAGCCCAGUGGCCAUGUGCCUAAACGGGCCUGGCCCACGCCAAACCCACUCUGCUUCGUGUCGGGCCAUGCUGGACCGGACUGAAAAGUUUAAAGCAAGCCCCAUGUCCACGGGCUGUCGGGCCUCGGGCCGGGCUGUCGUGCCUGUCUAAGUUUACUAAAUUUAGUGUGCUUGUUGUGCUGGGUCGAGUCGUGUCAUUGCCUUGUCGUGCUUUUUCAAAAAAAAAAAGUAUGGCGGUCCACGACUUUGUGCCCCUACCAGGCCAGGAUUUUUCUUGCCGGAUCGGACCUCGGGCCGGGCCACGACCAUUUUUAGUCUUGUGCCAGCACGAAGGGCAUUCUACACGGUCCUUGUGAUUUCAAAGAAAGGACUGUGGUCUAGCAUGAACUGACACGACACGUGCAUCGUGCAUUGGACUAACCCAUUAGCCACUGCUCCUGGGCCGGCGGCUAGCCUACACAACACUGAGUACGCGACUGUUGUGAGUUGUAGAUGUUAAAUAUGAACUAUGAAGUUUAUAUGGAGUCUAAAAUUUUCCUAGAAUUUGUAGUUGGGCAAUUAAGCACUAGUCUAGCAGUAGUGGGCAUUGUGAUAUUUGAUGGGACUUCCCCUCACAAAUCACAAUAUUUGUUCAUACGCUUUAUGGUUGUCAAUCUAACAUAAUUUCGUGG